AUGCGAGGCUUGGUCUGGGCCAGUCGUGGACAGAGUCAGCCAGCGCCACUCGAUUCAGCGACGCAGGCGACUUCGAAAGGCUCCGCAAAGCCCGAACGAGAGGCAGAAUCGCAAUUGGCCGAGCAAGGUCUGAGCGUAGAAUGGGCCAGAAUGAAGCGAGUAGAAGACUUUCCCUUUUUGUCUCGACUGAAGCCUCAAACUUGGCAGAGUCGCACAAACACGCAAGAAGCGACUCGAACCCGACUUCCAAGGCAAGAUGUUCCAACAGUUUCUGAAGGUGUUCAUUUGGUUUACAGCAAUUUUGUCGAUUUACACAAAAAUAUCGCCGGUCCGCUGUAG
Molecule: messenger RNA, 339 nt
Organism: Protopolystoma xenopodis
Lineage: Eukaryota; Metazoa; Platyhelminthes; Monogenea; Polystomatidea; Polystomatidae
Source: the annotation of a GenBank genome assembly